AUGAAUGUCAGUUUAAAUCAAUUAAUUGACAAAAUACCUAGUAUUGAAAAUAAUGGUUUGCGUCAAAACAGAUCUUUAUUAGUAAAACUUUUUGAUACUUAUUAUGGAAAUGGUAGCACCAAUAAGAGUAGGGUACUUCAUUUACAUUCGCCAACACAAAUUAAUUUAAAGGAUAAUAUAAACCAAAUAAUUGCUUCUAUUAGCAACGGCAUAGACUCUGGUGAAAUAAUAGAAUUAUAUUUAAAUAUACCUGAUAAUUUAAGAUCUUCUUACUAUAGGAACGAUAAAAAGAGAAGAAAGGGGAAACAGACGACAAAAAUAGUCUUAGAAGAUGAUUCCCUUGAAAAAUGUGACAACAAUAAAAAUAAAAAUGAAUUUAAUGAUUCUCCUAUCACUGUUUUACAAUACCCGAAUACUACACAUUUAAAUAGGACGAAGGUCAAUGGGUUUUUUAUGGUUUUAUCCUUAUUAAACACUAUAGAAAACAAUCUAUUAUCUAGUGAUGGUAAUAUUAUACCGUUGAAAUAUAUGACUGUUAGAGAUAUUUAUUACCAGAACGUUAAGCUAUACAAUAAAAAUCAAAAAAACGUAAAUAGAUGGUUAGAUGUAAUUGCAUACAGCUUAAAAUUACAAAAUAAGUACAAAUUAGGAAUUAUAGCUUCGCCAAAGGGUCUUGUAUAUUCACCAACAUGGGAUUUAAUCUUACAUAAUAAUAGUAACAAAACUAGCACAACUAUUUCUUGUGGCAAGACACAAUUGAUCCCAUAUUGUGUGAUUGAUGAUGAUAUUGGAAUAUCAUUAAGGGUUGAUGAGAAGCAUUAUUCAAAAAAGUUGAGAGGCAUAGUUGUUUUUGAAAAGGACGCAAUUUUCAACUAUUUUGUUAGUAACAAUUGUGUCGCGAAUAGUAAUCAGGAAUGGAUUUUUAUUACUGGCAAGGGUUAUCCUGAUUUGGCCACAAAGAAGAUGGUAGAAAAACUAUAUAACUAUUUUUCUGGUGGUAACAAUAAUGGCAAGAUAAUAACAAUUAAUUUUUUUGGUGAUUGUGAUCCAUAUGGAAUAAAUAUUAUUGAUAAAUAUUUACAGUUGUUUCCCAGCAUUUCUAAUACAACUGUUGUGGAGUAUAAAGGUGUUUACUUGUUAGAAAUAUUAAAUCCAAGACAAUCUGUUUCCUCAUAUACUGGUGUAUUUGGCACAAUUUGCGACAAUGGGCUGAAUUCUGCAAAUGAGACAAUUAGUGAUUUUGGUGGUUUCCAAUUUAUGCAAUUGACUUCAAAUGAUUUCCAAAUGGGUCAAAGGUUGUUAAAAAAGUUAGUUAGCAGGAAGGAUCAACAUUUGAACACUAAGAUGAUAAUUGAAUUACAAAGACAAUUGUUUUUCAACGUUAAGGGAGAAAUGAAUGUUGUUGAAAAUUGUAAUUUUCAAUCUUAUUUUUAUAGCAAAUUACUUUUAUAG
Saccharomycodes ludwigii is the source of this 1452-nucleotide messenger RNA. RefSeq names its product DNA topoisomerase (ATP-hydrolyzing) (gene SPO11). Gene Ontology annotation, cellular component: nuclear chromosome. Gene Ontology annotation, molecular function: DNA binding; ATP binding; DNA topoisomerase type II (double strand cut, ATP-hydrolyzing) activity. The coding region runs from base 1 to 1452 and encodes 483 amino acids. NCBI's taxonomy places the organism in Eukaryota, Fungi, Ascomycota, Saccharomycetes, Saccharomycodales, Saccharomycodaceae. The record is from RefSeq and is a predicted model, not a curated record. Gene Ontology annotation, biological process: meiotic DNA double-strand break formation; meiotic DNA double-strand break processing; reciprocal meiotic recombination. The transcript has a single exon.